CCUGCCCUAGUGGCCGCUGCGGCCGCCUCGGUGCGGCAGAGCCCCGGGCCGGCGCUGGCGCGCCUUGAGGGCCGCGAGUUCGAGUUCCUCAUGCGGCAGCCCAGCGUCACCAUCGGCCGCAAUUCGUCGCAGGGCUCAGUGGACCUGAGCAUGGGCCUGUCCAGCUUCAUCUCGCGGCGCCACCUGCAGCUCAGCUUUCAGGAGCCGCACUUCUACCUGCGCUGCCUCGGCAAGAACGGAGUCUUCGUGGACGGGGCCUUCCAGAGGCGCGGCGCCCCCGCCCUGCAGCUGCCCCCCCAGUGUACCUUCCGGUUCCCCAGCACAGCCAUCAAGAUCCAGUUCACAUCCCUGUACCAUAAAGAAGAGGCUCCAGCAUCUCCUCUCCGGCCACUCUACCCCCAGAUCUCCCCGCUGAAGAUCCACAUUCCGGAGCCGGAUCUCCGGAGCCUGGUCAGCCCCAUCCCCUCCCCAACUGGUACCAUCAGUGUCCCCAACUCUUGCCCUGCCAGUCCUCGUGGAGCCGGGUCCUCUGGCUACCGCUACGUCCAGAACGUGACCUCAGACCUGCAGCUGGCUGCAGAGUUUGCAGCGAAGGCCGCCUCGGAGCAGCAGGCAGACACGUCCGGCGGGGACAGCCCCAAGGAUGAGUCAAAGCCACCGUACUCCUAUGCCCAGCUGAUCGUGCAGGCCGUCUCCUCGGCCCCGGACCGGCAGCUGACACUAAGCGGCAUCUACGCGCACAUCACCAGGCACUACCCGUACUACAGGACGGCCGACAAGGGCUGGCAGAACUCCAUCCGGCACAACCUCUCUCUGAACCGUUACUUCAUCAAAGUCCCUCGGUCCCAGGAGGAACCUGGCAAGGGCUCUUUUUGGCGGAUAGACCCUGCCUCUGAAGCCAAACUGGUAGAACAAGCCUUCCGAAAACGGAGACAGAGGGGUGUCUCCUGCUUCCGCACCCCCUUCGGGCCUCUGUCCUCACGGAGUGCUCCGGCCUCACCCACUCACCCUGGGCUGAUGUCCCCUCGCUCCAGUGGCCUGCAGACUCCAGAGUGCCUGUCUCGGGAGGGCUCCCCCAUUCCACACGACCCCGAGCUGGGCUCAAAGUUAGCCUCUGUCCCAGAGUACCGGUAUUCCCAAAGCGCACCUGGCUCCCCCGUCAGCGCCCAGCCAGUGAUCAUGGCCGUGCCUCCCCGACCACCCAGCCUAGUGGCCAAGCCCGUCGCCUACAUGCCAGCCUCCAUAGUGACCUCACAGCAGCCCUCAGGCCACGCCAUCCACGUCGUGCAGCAGGCCCCCACUGUCACCAUGGUCAGGGUGGUCACCACCUCCGCCAGCUCUGCCAAUGGCUACAUCCUCACCAGCCAGGGCUCGACGGGGAGCUCGCACGACACUGCGGGUGCGGCUGUGCUAGACUUGGGCAGUGAAGGCAGAGGCUUGGAGGAGAAGCCCACCAUUGCCUUCGCCACGAUCCCUGCGGCCAGCCGAGUCAUCCAGACAGUGGCCAGCCAGAUGGCCCCUGGGGUCCCUGGACACACUGUCACUAUCCUGCAGCCAGCCACACCAGUGACCAUUGGGCAGCACCAUCUCCCCGUCCGGGCCGUCACUCAGAACGGAAAGCAUGCGGUUCCCACGAACAGUUUAGCCACCAGUGCUUACGCCCUCACCAGCCCCCUGCAGCUCCUCGCAGCCCAGGCGAGUUCGUCCACGCCAGUGGUGGUCACCCGGGUAUGUGAGGUGGGGCCUGAAGAGCCAGCAGCAGUGGUCACAGCAGCCACCAGUGCCACCCCCACCGUGGCCACCUCUACUGCCACCUCAGCUUCUUCCAUCGGGGAGCCCGAAGUCAAACGGUCCCGGGUGGAGGAGCCCAGUGGGACAGCGACCACACAGGCCGGGGUGAUGGCAGCUGCCGGCCCCCAGGGCGCAGGCACCGGGGAUUGAAGUUACCUGCACGCACACACAGGGUGGAGUGGGACUGUGCCAUGGGAGCCCGAGAGAAGCAGAUGCUGCACUCGGACAGAUGGGAGGGAAACCCUGCAGCUGCCCGCCCCAGGCCACCACGCCAGAACACUCGUCCUGCCCAUUUAUCUUCUGUCCUGCGGUUUGAAACAAAAACACAUAAACAAGUUCAGACAACUGAUUGUAUGAUUCUGGGGAUUCUGUGUGUUUAUUUUCUUCUCCCUCUGCACCAUUGCCCCUCCCCGGCCCUUCAGUCGAGGGCAUGGGGUGAAGAUCAAGUCCCAGAACCUCAGGAACCCAGCAAGUCACCCACCUGUGAUGAGGAGGACCGAGCCCCAUGUCCUGGCUUCAGAGCUUUGCCGAGGCAGCGGCCUGUGUCCCUGGGAGACCCAACAGAAGUGCAGCCCUGUACAGACCAAGGCCUCUUCUGUGGGAGACAGAAUGGGAACAAAUUCCUAUUCUAGAUUGGGAAUAAGCCAGAAAAAGGCAGGAACUGCCGAAUUGCAGACUGUUUCCUGGUGUCUUUUCCCCAAAAAUGGCAUCGAAAAUAUUGGCAUUAAUCGGGGCGGGGAGGAGGGUUAUCUGGUUUGGCUUUGGACCCCAGGUAUUUCUUGCUAUGUUAAAACGUGCCAUUCAGGCUUAUCCCGGAUUGGAGCCAAACACUCAUGGGAGGCCCUGUGUCUCCGAGGCUUCCAUCCAGAGACAGUCGAGUAGCUGUGGUCACCCUGCCAUCAGCCUUCCAGGAGCACCAACUGCCGCCCUGUCUGAUAACUUCAAGAAGGAUCAGCGGCUCCUGCAUUGGCAUCAAGAUGGAAGUCCUCUAGAACUGAGCCACGUGCCACAUCCCAGGCCCAGGAAACACGGGUAGCUGGUGCUUGGGGCAGGAGCCAGUCACCUGCUUGGCAGGGAGGACAUUCAUGUGCCCAUCGCUGGAAGAUAGGAGGGUUGAGCCCCGCGUUCCUGGCAGCUCUGAUGUCUUGAUGCUCGUGGCCAGUGGACACAAUCUGCUCAUAUUGUUUCCAACCACAUUCCAGUUUCCUGACCACCCCAGAUCCACCCACUGGAACUGUUUCUUAUGUCUCAAGCUUGAGGCCUUGGGUCAGUUAGCAGGAAGGAAAUUCCCCUCCUCGGGCAACAGCGGGAAGCCCCAGGCCAGUGCCAUUGGUGUGAUUGUAACAGGGUAGAACCAAAGGACAGGAUCUAUCAAGAGGUCCUAGGUCCCUUAAGGAAGCCCCUCCACAUGUCCUGACCGGCAGCCUGCUUUGAGCUCGGUCACAGGAGGGGGUGAAAUGGGAGCCUUCUGUCCUGGCUCCUCCUGGAGGAUGCUUUCGGGAAACAUCGCCAUAUCUGCAUAGAAGUUGGCCUCCAGGCACCCAGUCCCACUUCUGUGGCUUCUUCUGGAGGUGGAUUAUGCCUAGGAACAAAAGGAUGGUGGACACAUCUCUGAAGCCACAGCCUGUCCUUGGCGUCCCAGGCUCUCGCCAGCAGACAGCUUCCCCUGCCCUGGACCUGAUGGAAAAGCUACAGAGAAAUCAGGUCCUAGGCAGCAUGAGUGGAAGUGGUAGUCCAUGGAAGAGCCAGCAGGACACGCACCACCUUAACAGAGGGUCUGCCUUUCACGGUGACACCAAGGUAGGGCCAGAGGCAGGCUGCAGCUGGGCUGGGACAGGGCUGGUAGGCGAUGGGACAACCCCAAGCUGUAUCUCCUGGCACUUGGCCUUCUGCCUUGCUGGGGAAAAUCCCUCUCCUGUUGCUUUUUAAAGCCCCUUUCCCCAUUUCUAUGGCACUAAACUUCAAUGGGAAAUAAGCUCUGUUCUGAGGUCCAUACCUAUGUGGCCAUGGUCAAGUUUCAGAGAAGCGGGUAUGGGGUGGCAGCAGCUGACUGCUCUCUCGCCAGAUGGUGCCACAGAGAAGUCGUCCCUUCCCACCAAUGGUUUCCAACCCUCCCCUCUUGUAAACUCUGUCUGUCCUGUGUGCCUGGUACAUGUGUGGGUCGGGAGGGGGAUUGGGGUGAUGGGGUCUGAGGAACUCUGUGUGACAAGGGACAUUAAGGUCUCCUGUUGCUUCUUUCCCUUCCUUGGGCCUCAUUUGUGCCCGGGCUGCAACCUGUGUGCUGCCCUGGCUUCUCGCUUCUGGGACAUUCUGGUGUUGGUCCUCUGUCGGUGACAUUGAUGCUGGUGCCAGGAGAAGGGGUGGGAAUGGAGUUGGGGAGGACAGAGACAUGGUCCCGAACAAGGAGAGAGAUGAGGGGAGGGAGCCUCAGGAUCAGAGCGGACAGUAUGGGGCAGAGCGCCCCUGCCUGGGCGGACUGCUCUGGGGGUGUAGGGUGAGCAUUUUGAGGGUCUCUGGGCUGCUUGCAUUGGAACUUACCCUGGAGCCGAGAGGCAUAAACCCUGGCCACGGGGCCCCCUGGUGCAUGCCGGGCCUCUGUACGGGCCUCCCCCGAGCAUCCCCAGGGCCAGAGCCCAGCCAGGUGCCAGGAGAGCCUCCACAGGGCAAGGGCUCAAGCAGCCUUCUUCAUGAUUGAGGGAGAGCUCACUAGCCAUGGUUGCAGCACAGGACCAGCAUCGCUGCAGCAGUGGAGCCCAAGGACCUGCUGGGUCACACAGGGUCCCAGGCACUGCAUGGCCUGGAGUGGAGGGGUGACCAGCAGGGCACCACCGCCUCAGCUCAUCUGAUGGGCACAGCAUUCCAGACGAAGACUGGUGUCCACCCUCCUCCAGUGCUUUCUGCUCAGCCAUAGCCACACGUCUAUGACAGAAGUCACCAUUUGUAAACAUUUGGGCACAUCCUGCCAAGACCAGCUAUGUAGUGGUGGACAUGAGAAGGGCUCUCUGCCACCAAGGCGCUGACCCCAGCUGCGUCCUGGGGGUGCCCAGGGCACCAUCCAUGCACCUGGAGAGCAGUGUGCAGCCAGCGGUGUGCUCAGCACCUGACCUCGGGGGCGAAGCCCUGGCUGGCUGCCCCAUGUGGAGUGUGCAGCCCCUGCCUCUGGGGAGUUCCAGAGCCUCAGAAAUCACACUGCAUGGCCUUGAAGACAGUUGUCCCCAGAUCCUCCCUAAGAGGUUUCCACAUACCCUGGGGAAGGGGAGCUCCAGUGCUGGGACCAGCACUGGAAAGAGGCUGUGGGGACUGCAGUCCUCAGCCUCCCUCGGGGCCUGGUUUGUCCCUACUCUGGAGUUGUCUACUUGUCCUUUUUCUUACUCUGAUUUAGAACUAAGCCAAAUGGAAUCGGUGGAAAUGAACUUCUGUGUUGCUAGGAUGGGUGUCCCAUGAUCCCAGGUCCUGCUUUGUGUCUCAAGUAGGGAGGGAGCAGGUGGGCUUUACCCUGGCCAGGAUGGAUGUCUCCCUGCCCUCUAGGCCACCCUGGCCCCCGGGAGGAUGAAGCUGCGGUGAAACCUCAGCACCGUCCCUGGGCUCCUCUGCCCUCACCAGUCCUGGUGACAGGCUGCUCUCAGAUCACAGGUGUCACUCAGUGGGCACUUCUCUUUCCACUGAAACAGGUCCUCCAGGGACCUUCUGUGUGAGUGGGGACUCUGCAGAGAGCCUGUGGCAGGUCCCUAGUAGAUGGAAACCUCUACUCAGGGCGAUUCAGUUCAGGAGGAGGAGAGGAGAGCUGCACUCUGGCUUAGGAGUCGGUGUCCUCCUUUAUGGAGACAGUGAUCAGACCUCACUUGAAACACAAAAACUUAGUUGAAUGUGAGAAAACAUUGGAAAAGAAAUAAUUUCCCCAUGGCUUUUAGAGCAUAGAAACAAAUACAGCUGGAGGGAGGGGACACUCUGCUCUUCUCCAAAAGCCUCAGAUUCCACUUUGCUCCCAAGUGGCUUCAUGUGGUCUGAGGGACGCAGCCAUCCCUGGGGUGGGUGCCCUUGUCUGUGCUGCAGCCCCAUGCCCCUGGGACUUUCCGUGCUGUGGCGAGGUGCUUGUUCCAGAUUGAGUACACAGCGAGGCUGUAAGAUUGUCCCGGCAGAAAGAACCUCAGGAGCCCAGGAGUGUCCCCACUGCGGGCUGCUGGCUUCAGAUGGGAGUGGGCUCACUGCAGCCUGGUCUCUGGCCUCCUCUAGAAUACCUCUGCCUAGAAGCAAUAUUAUUUAUGCCUAGAACAAUACGGAUUGUUCAAAUUGCUGCUAUGAUGACAGAAUCUUAGGACUUAGCUCUGGAGGCUCCUCUCCAUGUACUUUGGUUCCCUGAGGUAAGGGCAGAAUAUAGACUAUAACAGGUCCCCAGCCAGUUUCUGGCUUCCCUUUUCAUGGUGCGCUCCUCUCCCUUACAGUUCCCAUGUACUUUGCAAGUUCCUCUCUCUGGGCCUUGUUUUCACACUGAGGUCUCCUGAGUGCAGGACACUCCUUGUCAUCAUUGUGCUUGCUUUUCUUGUUCAGGUCUGGGCCUGGCAUCUGCUCUCAGUACCAAAAGCUGCUUCACUGGUGCCUGGGCCAGGGGUUGGCCCUGGUGCCUGGCAGGUGCCCUUUUCCUGCUGCAACAUGAGGUCUGAAUUGUCCAAGUGUGGCAUGGAGAAGGGGUUGUCCAAUUGGGAUCUGCCAUCUCUCCUCUGUCCUUCCUGAAGUCACAACUGCUUGGCAGAGUGGGAUUUUGUGAGACAACUGUGGAUGUUUUCCCUGAACUGAAAUAAAUACUGGCCCAUUUCACUGACUUCAUGCUGGAAAGACGGUUUUACACUUAGAUUCAUAAACAGAAGUCACAUGAGCGGCUCGUUGCCAUUACAGCAGCUGCAGGUGCUCUGGCUGGCUGCUCUUCUCCCAGCGGGACUGGGCUCCACUUUCCAGGGCCCAGCUCUCCUGCUGGAGGGGACAUUCCAAACUACAUUCUGGGGGGUCAGGGUGCAGCGGCCAGGCAAGGCUGCCCCACAGCAUGGCCAGCCAGAUGCCCGUCACCCUAGAGGUGCUUCCUGGGCAUGUGAAGUGGAUGGCAUUCCCCUGGAGGUGGUGGGAAGGUUCUCAGGGCAAAACAGAGAGCCAGAGGACAACAAGAAAGAGAUGCAGGCAGGAGGUCACUGCUGGAGGUCACUACUGGUCACAUCAAUGCCCAGAGAAAGACUUGAGUUCCACCCCAAAGCCCAGCCCACCACCCCGAUGAGAAAACUUCCAAUGUAUUCUUGUGCCGGACCGAAAUGAAAAUCCCUCCUUUCAUGGGGUGAGCCUUGGGGAUUUAUUAGCUUCUUUUACUUAUGCUGAUGGCUGAUCGGGCUGCUCAGUGUUGCAGAAGAGUGAAGAGAGCUUUCUUUAAGACAUCCUUUUCUCUGCAGGGAGAACCUCCAUUUAAAGCUCUCACUCAUUCUUUGCACCUGUCUUUAUAACCACAAAAGUAUGGGGAGAAGAAAAGCCUGGAGCCCAGGCUCAGCAGCAGGUGAGCCCUGCCCUUGGGUUAAGCAGCUGGACACUGGUGCAUGCGACCCCGAAACCCCAUGAGCCAGUGGCAUCCUCAGGUCAUGGCCUUUGGGUUCUGGUCAUGAACCCAGAGGCUGCCAAGGACACCUGGAGAGGUCGCCGAGUGACCCUCUCCUCGAACCUUACCUACCCACUUAAGAGUCAGAGGAGAAUCAGAAGAGUCCUGCUUUUAACUCUUUAUCCGGGGAUCUGUUUCUGGAAUAGUCUGAACAGUGUGCAGGCAUCUGGGCCCAAGAGGACACACGCUGUGAACGGCUGGACGCACUCUGCCCUCUGUGGGUUUCCUCCCACAGUAACAGCACUUACCCCAUCCAGAGUGUCUAGCACUGUCCCUGGGCUCCUGUGUACCUCACUGAGCUGGGAGGAGCCCUGUGGCUCCAAGGUAGAUUCUUUGCCUUUGUUCCCUUCUCGGGCUGUGUGGAUUCAAACUGCCUGUAGCCUCUGAAUGUCUGGGUUAGCUGGUCAGAUUUUUUUAUAGUCAGUAAAAAUGGGGUUUAAAAUCACACAUUUUAAGUUUGGUCCUUCUCUCUCUUCCUUCCUAACUUUACAAGAGGCAUUCUGGAUUCCUAAUACACCUUAACUUACGUGGCUUGAACCCUGUUGCAGGAGAAAGUGGUAGGGCGGGAGGAGAGACAGGCUGUCUCGAGUCUUUCCUUAGACUCCGCUUGGGAGGGAAGGGUCAAAGCCAAUGCUGAUGUUCUCUCUUACCUGAAUGAUAGUUCUCCUGUAAAAAUAAUUUGAUGGGGGUGGGCGUUGUUUGGGGAGUGUGUAUGUGUGUGAGGUUUUUUUUUAUUUUACAGUGGCUGUCUAAAGUAUUUUCACAAUACGUUUAAUAAUCAGUGCUUUAAAAAGCAGUGGUAUCCUGUAAAGUGGGAAUUCCGGUUCGAGAGCUUGGGAUGCAUCCCAGGUCCAUGGGGAAAAGGUCCCCUGGGCAGAAGCGCUGGAGUCAGAAGAGCCAGCGGACCCACGUCUGAAGCAGCUUGCCUGGGUUUUCAUUUCAAAUGGGAUACAGUAUUUUUUUAUUAUGGAGCCAUACUUUUUUUUAAAAGUUUGAGAUCUGAAUGUGAUUUCUAAUUGUAUCAGACGUUAAUGUUUUAAAACUAUAACAAAGUUUAAAAUUUCUACUUUUUUGGUUUUUUCAUUUACUUUAACUGUUCUUUUAUCUAUUAAAUUGUUGUAUGUGGAUGGGGGAAGUUUUGUUUCUCCUCUUAGCAUUUGUUUCUAUAACCAGAAAAAUUAUAUAUUAAAGAAAUGACACCAAGA
Molecule: messenger RNA, 8628 nt
Organism: Heterocephalus glaber (naked mole-rat)
Lineage: Eukaryota; Metazoa; Chordata; Mammalia; Rodentia; Bathyergidae
Gene: Foxk1
Product: forkhead box K1
Biological process (GO): regulation of transcription by RNA polymerase II
Molecular function (GO): DNA-binding transcription factor activity, RNA polymerase II-specific; protein binding; RNA polymerase II cis-regulatory region sequence-specific DNA binding
Source: RefSeq, a predicted model, not a curated record